CAGCAGAAAAUCAGCUCGUUGCCGAACUGAACGCAGCCACUGAUCGCCAACUUAAUUCAGCGCCCGUUCAACACGUACUUCCCGUGCAACACGCACCUCCCGUUCAACACGCACCUCCUGUUCAACACGCACCUCCCGUUCAACACACAAUUCCCGUUCAACACGCACCGGCUGUCCUUCAUGCAUCUUCUGAUGUUCACCACUUAGAUGACCUGAUCGCACAAUUCACUACCCGAUCACAGCAGUGGAGGAAUGAUUGGAGCGAACUUCAGGGCUCCAGGCAGGAAAUCCAAGACUUACGUGCUACCACCUCCCAGCAGGCCUCCCGGAUUGGGGUUCUAGAAAAAGCUCUCCGUGAAAUCGAACGGCUUGGAUCAGUGAAUGACGGUACUGUCGACGUGACCAAAUCCCUGAGUCCGGCUGUCAACCUGCCAGGCGCUAUUGCAAUGAAAGCUUCUUACAGUAGAGAGAUUGCUGAGCUCAAGGAACAAAACGAAGAGCUCCAGGAUAUCAUCAAGAACCAGGAGAUUGAUGUCCAGAACGCAGUCUAUCUACAGGAGCGUAAUCGAGUACUGGAGCAGCGACUUGCAGAGAAAACUGCGGAAGCUGCGUCAGCAUACGAUGCACUUGCUACACUUACGGGGAGUAGCUCAUCGAAAUCUUUUGAAAUUUCGGCAUACGGUCAAUUUAAUGGCCAACAACAUAUCUCGGCAUCCAUCGCGCUGGAGUCCGAUUUAUCAAAGCCUCUAAACUGGGUGGCAUCCAACGAAGUCAAAUGUGACCGUUGCAGACACCAGGAUCAAAAGUGUCUCAAUCCUGGCGGCCCAUGUAAUCGAUGUCAGAAAGCCGGCAGCACUUGCACCUUCACUCUGCAGAGAUACCACAACGUCAGAGAGGUCCCUGAUGCUGUGGUCAAAGCACGCCAAGCUACCGACGCAGCUUCACAAUUCUUGCAAAAGAAGCAAGAAUAUUCGUCACCUUAUAUUAACACAACACAACAACCAUAUCAUCAAAAUCAACUCAUUCCACAAGGACUCUAUUCCUCACAAACUCCUCUGCAAUCACCGUAUGCCUCUGGGACCUGCGUGCCAAGCACUGCAUUGCAGGCUACGAAUGGAGGUAUUGGGCGCGUAAGUGAAAUCAUGCUCACUUCGACGAGCAAUAACCCUGCCAUGGGGAAUUCAUAUUCGAGUCCUUAUUCGUCCAGGUGAUUUGCGAUCAUUGGCUAGAGACUUUGGAAUACUGGAUAGGGCAUGGUCGAUGCUUGGGGGAGGCAAUAUCAAGCGUCUAGCUGCCGCCCCUACAAUGGAAAGCAGGAUACGGCGAUGCUCAUGAUGUCUACCACAGAGAAAUGUGGACGGGCUUCCAUAAUGUAUACUAAUAAACCGAUCCGAGAAUUGCCUGCAACGGCAUUCAAUAGCCCUGAUAUUGUGACAAAUAUUAGGCUGUGAACAGCAAGCACAUUUGGCUGUUUGAACACACUAGCUUUCAAAGGGUCGGUAGAUCGAGGCCUCUGGUCGAUACAGAUGGUUUGUUGCUUGCUCGAGGGUACAAAACACUAUGGGCAUAUGGAACCUCAAUAUGUAACCCGUAGAGAUAUUUCAUAACAACCAAAUUGCGUUGGUUUCGUCUGCGAGCAAAACUCACAUCUCAUCUGGAGGUGACGCUGCUCGCGCGUGCUUAGUAAGAGAGCAGGGGAAAGCGUGGCGCGACACCCUCCAGACGACGAGCAAAACACACCACGAACACCGGCUCAGCAGCACCACAACCCACCGCUCCAGCCUUCCCUUGGGACGAAGUCAAAAUCAUCAUUGUGGUCUGCAGUAUAAUUGUUUAAGUGUCAUCGGACAUUCUCUAGACAGACCUUGUUUGGCCCUUGGUGUACAUGGUCUUGCGACCACUUGGACCAGGCUUGGACCAGAUUCGGGUCAACGCGUGCCACCCAACAUAAUCGUCACAGCAUCACGGCAAAAUCACGAGAUGGGUGACGGUUCGAGAACCGUUGCUCCACUAGACUAUACUGCUAUGGAUGCAGCAACACUUUGGCGCGUUAUUUCAGAUAUGUUGAAGGAGUUACGAGAUCAAGGUAUAACCUAGCCAUCCAUCACCACGCCAGUAUAUCUCCAGUACUAAGCCCAUAUCCUUAGCCAUCGGGACAAACAGAAAAGUUACAUGCUACAUCAGAUGGAAGUUCAUAGAUGUACCAGGCUCUUCGUACAGCUUCGAUUAUACUACCAUCACACAAAACUACAAAGAUAAUGGAGGACUGCCAAGUCAAUUGGACGAGUCUGCACUCGAGACUCUAUACAGAGGCCUGACAGAUGGCAGAAUUCAGGCCAUCGCGCUUGAUGAAGGGAAGAUGGUUCUUGGCGAGUCAGUUGUGCCUCCUCGCCGGGAAUCAGGCAUAAAGACUGCAUCAAAGAGAACAAGGCUACCGCAUAAGCUUCGUGAUCGAUUGAUUGAGGUUAUCGAGGCAACAAUCGGCCGGCCGCUUGAUCCACGGUCCGCCACGCAAAUCGAUCCCCGAAAAUCAGAUCCGCAACCACCGAAUUUAUACAAGUGGCAGUUCAGUGAUACGUACCCAGAAUUCCUAUCACGCUGGCAUGCGGACCAGAUUCAUGCUUGUUAUGAGGCUCUUGAACAAGGACAUCUCAUUGUAGUCAAUGUAGAUUCAGAAUCUUCUGAAGCCAGGCAGAUAGCAGAUAACGAGAGUGCUGAGACUUCGGCUCAUGACAGUAGCUCGAUCACUCGAGUCACUGAAACGCCUUCGAUCAAUGGGUCAGCUUCUUCAUGUCGUGCCACGGUUGACAAAAACAGUAGUCAGAGCGAGACCAGAGAAACUCAUGGUCGAGGAGAUUCUAUACCGGGACCUGGCAGCGUCGUACCUCAGUCUGGCCAGGUUUCUAGGUCGACAGUCCCCUUGCGAGGUUUAGACGAUCUCCAAGCUCAAAUGCUUGGCAUGUUGAACACUGCACUGAAAAGUCAAGCUGAGGAGUUGGAAAUCACAUGGAAAGGCCGUCAUGAAUCUGAACUGACAAAGCUCCGUGAAAAAGUGGCAGAGGCAGAAGAAAAGUUACAAAAAGAGUGUGCGUCUCACAGAGAAAGCCUAAACAGUCUACUCGCAAUGCAGCGCGACGGUGAGAAGCAGCGAAGUAGGAUAGCACAAUUAGACAGAGAGCUGAGAGACAAGGCGACUAGUUCCAGAAGCGAAGAUGAAAAGAUGCGAGCCAGGGUAACACAGCUGGAGCGAGAGUUGAGCGAUAAAGUUUCUCUAGCGAGGUCUGAGGGAAGACAAUCGAUGAGCGAUGAAAUACUGAAAGAUCUCGACCGCACGAUGGAAGGAGAGCGUCUUGCGCUUCGUAGACAUCAUGUUGAGCAGCUGAGCAACGUGAGAGCUGAAUCAUAUCAGCUCGGACUACAGGCUGGAAGGAGCGAAGCUGCGAACUCAGAUGUCAUACGGCUAAAUGUCGACCAAACUGCGGAAAUCGAGGGCUUGAAGAGACAGCACUUGAAAGAGCUAAAGUCGGCUCGGAUUGCCGGCAGAGAGCUUGCAUACACGGAAUUAUCUCUAGGACCGGACGAGAGAGUCAAUCUCUUACUACAGAACCAUGUGGAUUUAAGCUCGAACAGAAAGAUACGCGAGCUUAAAACCAUACACCAAAACUGGCACGAUAUUCCCCAACGAAUCCUGCCGUCACAUAUGCUUCCAGAAGGUCACACGCCUGGUGACAAAACUCUGUACCUGCUUGCCAGGCUAAGCAAGGAGGUCGAUGCAGCUACCGCCUCCCGGCUGCUGUCAGAGGAAAUCGACGAGCGAUGCAAACAAAACCCGAACACUCUGACAAAUAACAGUAUCACGAAUGCCGAUAUUCGGGGUGUCCUGCACCGGAUCAAUCCAAGCUCGCUUGGGGGCUUACCAGCCAGCCAGAAGUCCGCGAAGCUAUCGCAGCAAUCUCCAUCACAUCCGCAAGGAAAGCCUGGCGAGUCCCAUCCUGUCGAGGAGUCGAGCCGGAGCCGCACUUCGGUGGGCUUGAUAACAUCGAAUGAAUUCGAGGAGAGACCGAUAGAGCAAAGGCACAGUAAUAAUUCUUCAAAAGCACUUCCAACAGCAAACAUGUCAGACGCUCUCCAAAUAUCUCGCGAGAUGAUCGGACAGACUGGAGAAACCAAUUCAACAACUCCUAACAGAAGGGCAAAUAUCUUACGGGCUACCGCACUGACGCUGAAUGAUUACAUAAAGGGCUUGCCACCAAUCACUGUUCGGUUGCCAUACCCUCUACAGAGCUUCUCUGUUUCCUUUCUGCGGGAGAAAAUUGGAGGCGGAGAAUUUGCAUUUUCUAAAGUAGGCGCUUCAAUGCUUAAGAAGCAAAUAAUUCCAUGGCCCGAAGUCAUACGAAUCAUCCCGGAACACCAGAAAUUUGCUCCUAAGUUGGGUCGUCAUGGUGCUUUAGCAUUUGUGGAAGGUAGACCUGGAUGUGGAGAUGUCGGAAAAACCUACGCCACAGUCUUCAGGCAAAAUAAAGAGAGGUUCUUGUACAUCGGGCACUACACCCUGUGUAGCAAGGAAACAGUAUCGUUGGAGGAGUGGAAAACCUGGUCUGAAGAAGAAAAACUAGUCAUCGCAAGAGAGAUUCGCGAUACAAACUGGGGCGAAACUCUUCUCACCGAGAAAUGCCUGAAAUCACCUGAGGAGCUGGCCCAGAUCAGCUUGAAGAAACACCUGGACGAGAUCCUGAAGCUCUUCGAUCGAGAGUCAGAGCCGAAUCUUCGGAUGACUUGGUCAAUAUUACGCUUUGAUGAGUUCAAAAUCAAGGACUAUGAAGUCUUAAGGUCAGCGAGGACAAAUGCAGAGCCACCAAAGAAUCUCCAGAAGGAAGACGAAGGGGAAGCAGACACUGGACGAACGUUGGAGGAUUACUUCAAGGAGGCGGUACAGCAGUUUCUGGAUGGAAAAAAUGCGCCGAAGCUCAACUUUAGCUCGUCAUCCGAUUUUACAGCUGCCAGAACAUCACGAAAAAUUGUGGGAAAGACAGUGGAACAAGUACGUGAAAUCUGCAUAGCCAACCCUGACGAUUCCCUCUUCUUUGGCAUACACUACGGCAGUUUGACUCAGAAAAUUCGUACUUUUGGUACUGCCGCCCGGCUUUUUCCUGGACUGUCCGAGACAUCCUCAUGGAAUCGGAAACCAGACUCGAAAAGGCAUAUCAUAGACUGGACUCGAGAAAUACUCGCUGGUCGGCUUCAGAAUACUGGGCAUGUUAUUUUCGCGCUUCAUGUCGUGCUCAUGAUAUUUAACGAGCAGAAAGUUCAGAUACUUCGCGAUACGUCGGAUCGCCGUGCCAGUGCUCCUUCGACAACUCGAAAUACACUGACGGCAUCUACUCGGCCACUUCUUGGUCCUAGAGGCUAUCAGCCAGAAUACGACGAUAGCGACUCUGAUGAGAUCCUCUUUAACAAGAGAAAGCGGCGCAAGACGACUUCAUUCACUGCUCUGCCAAGCCGUACACAGCACAAUCAACGUGCUGCUGGGACUGUACAACAGCCUUCUGUUGAGAUCAUUGAACGCAGCUCGACAAUAUUUGUGGAUCUUGGUGCGGGAAAGAAAGCUUCUCCGGCUGUUAAGAAAGAUCAUGAGAGCCUGAAAGAAGAUUUGUAUGACGCAAGUCCACCGCCGGGAGCAAGAAAACGAGUACAUUCGAAGAGGGCGAGUGGUGUAUGAUUUAGGGGAACGCUAGCUUGGCAGGGCUGGGGUUUGAGUUUGCUGAUCUGAAGGGAUGGAGCUUGACAUUGAUUCAAGGGUAUUGCUAGGAAACCAUCGGAGCAUGUUCCUAUCGGGCUGUAUGUGAUAUCUUUUUGCUAUUGUAUGGAGCUUUGUCGGUUGUUUUAUUGGACGGAUAUUGCUAGGCUAGGAACAGCGUGCAUUUAGUCGGCGUUACUCGUUGCAAUGGCAGCUCAUUACAUCGCUUUACCACUAAGUGGGACAAAUAUUGUUAUAUAAUACUUGAGUAUGAGAUCUUGCUUUCUAGUCAUUUGAAUUGGGUCAUUAAGUCGUCCGAAAUCAUUUAACACUGGCCGGAACAGGCAUGCUAGACCAACUACCUCGUACUUCAGUUGUAUCGUCUCAGCAGUACCUGCCGCUGAGGAAGUCUUG
This is a messenger RNA of Cadophora gregata, 6151 nucleotides long. RefSeq lists its product as uncharacterized. The transcript has 4 exons. NCBI's taxonomy places the organism in Eukaryota, Fungi, Ascomycota, Leotiomycetes, Helotiales, Ploettnerulaceae. The record is from RefSeq and is a predicted model, not a curated record. Bases 2360 to 5719 code for a protein of 1119 amino acids.